Messenger RNA from Rotaria sp. Silwood2, 231 nucleotides. The record is from the annotation of a GenBank genome assembly. Lineage: Eukaryota; Metazoa; Rotifera; Eurotatoria; Philodinida; Philodinidae.
AUGAAAAGUACAUUGGCCAUUAUUCUAUUUCUUAUAUUGUUUAUUCAAUUACAACAAAUUCGUGGUGGUCCAGUUGCCGGUACAGCAUGUUGUGCCGCUUGCUGUGCACCUACUUUGGCUGCCACUCCACUGGUUUCAGGUCUUUGUUUGGCCACCUGUACAGCGUCAAUGGGUACAGUGCCAUCAUACUGCAUAUUUUGCAUGCCUGCAUUUCUUUCACCAAUACCAUAA